AUGGCAAAUCCUUUUGAGACAUCCGUAGAUGAUUCUUAUAACCCAUUUGCUAUGGGUUCAAAUUAUCAGGAUCCAGCCCCUCAGCAGCAACAAGCUCCACCACCAACUACAAAUACCUCAUAUACAGAUUCUCAGCCAAGCCAAGCUCCAGCCUCAUCCGCCUCCAACCAGCAAGGUGGAUACAAAGAUCAAGUUAUGGGUAUAAAACUAACGGAUGAAGAACUAGCGGCAAGAGAAGAAGCCUUAAGAAAGAGGGAAGAAAGAAUUGCUGCUAGAGAGCGCGAAAUUGAAGAAGCCAGAGCAAAUGGAACCCUUGGACAACUCAAUCCACAUCCAAGAAACUUCCCAAUUCUUCUCAAAUUUUACAAAUAUUAUCCAGAAGACGACUUAGAAGAAGAAUUCAGACCAGUCAUGUCAAGAUUAUUCUGGCUUUCAUAUGGCAGUGCCAUUGUUCUUUGCAUCAACGCCCUCUUGUCACUCUUCUAUUUGACAAAGGGUCCAGCUGACAAGAUCGACUCACCAGCCACAUCAAUUGUUUUCGCAUGGUUCUUCCUUAUUAUUCUCUAUCCAAUUUCCCUCGAAAGCGUCGUUAUGCCAUUCUACAACGCUCUAAAGGAAUUCAAAGGUAUGAAGUUCGUCGGUUAUCUCAUCAUGUCCGCCUUAUACUUCUUUUUCUAUGUCUACAUUGCUGUUGGUCUUGGUGCAUACGGAUCAUUCGGAUGGAUCAUUGCAAUCAACGGCGUUACAGCAGCUGAAGGCAAGUGGGUUGGCAUUAUUGCCAUCAUCUUCUCUAUUAUUGCUACACUCUUCGUCGUUGCUUGGGGUUGGGUUUGGUGGCAAUCUCUCAUCCUCUUCAGAAAGACAGACUUCAAGAAUAGAGCUGUCAAAGAAGCUGCAGGAUAUGCUGUUAACUACGCAAACAAUCAUAAGGAAGAAAUCGCUAAGGCUGCUGCCGAGAAUCCAGAUGCUGUUGUUGGUGCUGCUACAUAUGCAAGUUCAAUGAAUUAA
Molecule: messenger RNA, 1008 nt
Organism: Trichomonas vaginalis G3
Lineage: Eukaryota; Parabasalia; Trichomonadida; Trichomonadidae
Product: protein transport
Exons: 1
Coding region: 1-1008 (335 amino acids)
Biological process (GO): protein transport
Cellular component (GO): recycling endosome membrane; trans-Golgi network membrane
Source: RefSeq, a predicted model, not a curated record